CAAGUUCGCGCGCGCAACGCUUGUUUUCCCCCCUAUUUAUUUAUUUAUUUAUUUAUUUAUUUAUUUAUUAUUUUUAAUUAACUCAUCCCAUAAUCAUAUUCCACUGCUGUGUUUUUUCGUGAACCUGCGCCAAAGGACAAAGUAAGAGGAUUGAAGCUCAGAAAUUUAGUAAGUGGUUGUUGACGCCAUGAAACUGGCCGUGGGAAUAUGCCUGUGUUGGUUGGUGACGCUCAUGAUGGUAUUGGACACUGGCGUGGCAUCACCAGUACCAAAAACUUCCAGUGAAGCUCGCCAGUCGCCUCCAGCUCCCUCUCCCGUCGAUGAUGACGACGAUGAUGAUGAAGAGGACGAUUUGGAGGAUGCUCUUGAUGAUGAUGAUGACGAUGAUGACGAUGACGACGAUGAGACGCCGUCUGGAAGCAGCGAUGACGACGAUGACGACGACGAUGAGGAUUAUUUCGAGCGCUUCUUCGAUGACAUCCUCGGUGAGGACGACGAUGAUGAUGAUGACGACGUGAGCUCAUCCACGGGAGUGCAAGUUGCUCCGGCACCACCUCAGUCAGCAGUUGACUUGCCACCAGCCGACUACACUAAUGAAGUUGAUGGUGCACCUGUGUUAUACGACGAGGACGAUGCUAAUAUCGAAAGCGUGGACGUUGUGGCGCCAUCUAUUGAUACGAUUGAGGGAGGUGUGAAGGAUCCUGCUGAGACCGCCGCGGCUGCCGCAGCUGAUGAUGACGAUGAUGACGACGAUGAUGAAGAAGAUCUCGAGGAUGCCCUUGAUGACGACGAUGAUGAUGACGAUGACGAUGACGAUGACGAUGAUGAUGAGGAUAUCAUAAUUGAAGCGCGGAAGUCACAUGCAGAACCGCGUCUCGUAAACGACGGUCAGUAUAAUCAAUUAAUGGAUGGUGUCUUUAAGCGCUUCAAUAACCUUCUAAAGCGUCAUUAUGAUCCUGUCACGGUACAUUUAAGUACAUUGUCUGAUGCAACUCGACAACAGCCCAUUAAAAAAAAGCGGCCUAAAUCUACAGAUCCACGCGCAAAGGCAACACUCCAUGGGUUGGCGUCCUUGGUUAGGAGCGGAGAAGCGCGUGUACGCCAGCUUGAGGGAAAUAUAACAAUGGUGAAGUCUAAAUUCAAUUUGGGGCCUCUUCGACUCCGUGUGGAGAAAAUGUGGGGUCGUGGCUCCAAGCGGGAGCUGCGCAGCGCAACAGCAACUACAACUCAAAUGACAGGCCAGAUUUCGGUGCGUGUAGUGAAAGACACAGCAGCGCUACACAGUAUUCGAGUACAGCAGCCACGGCAGGUGAUGGUAGAAGGUGUGCCACGGCAUAAGGAUAAAGUAGUUGGCAUUGCGGCAGAGAAAUUCAUAAAAGCCGCGCGAUCGCUGUUCGGUACAUGGAAACUUAAUAUGCAUUAAGAAGAUCUACCAUGCGGAAUUUCUUGCUUAACUGGAAUGAACUUGUAAUGUCAGUUACAAGCAAAAUAAACAAACUGUGCAAAAUACCACCUGCUGAUAAGAAAUAUAGAGCAUGUAACGAGAAAAAUUAUCAGCAGUUCUUAUUCAUCGGACUUCUCCCCUUUCUUUUCCUGAUGGACUGAGAUAGAAACACCCAAACCAAAAUGAUUCAUUCAAAUUUAAUGCAUUUGUCAGUUUUAUUGAACUAUUUCAUUCUAACUAUUUCACUCAAAUAGUUUUACUGCUUUAGUGGAAUUUAGUUCCAGAAUGUGUAGAAUGAAUACUAAGCUCACAAUAUUUAUUCGUGUCAAAGACUAUUGAAAGAUAGUGUGAUUAUUAGGUAUUGCGCUGUUGGUCUCUUUUUCAGAUUUUAGCUGUGAUCUGAUGAAAUAUUUGGAAUUAUGUUCUAACUAGAACCAUUAAGUACAGCAAUAAAAUUU
This is a messenger RNA of Phlebotomus argentipes, 1902 nucleotides long. RefSeq names its product mitotic apparatus protein p62-like. The transcript is spliced from 4 exons. The record is from RefSeq and is a predicted model, not a curated record. Lineage: Eukaryota; Metazoa; Arthropoda; Insecta; Diptera; Psychodidae. Bases 188 to 1423 code for a protein of 411 amino acids.